AUGCGCUCGGCUGGGCGUAUUUACACGCGACUCUCCAAGUUCAGCGUCUUACCCCCUGUUGUGUUAGACUUCAGCCAAAGUGAAAAACUCGAAAUAGUUGCCAAUGUGAAGAAGUAUUUGCAAUUUUUUCAUUUGGAAUACUACCCGAAGUUGGAACUUGAAGCUUACACGAACUUGACUUUUGAAUUUUAUACAACAUUCAAAUUUGUUAAAAAUGGUACAGAUGUCGUGUGUCGCCUUGGAGACAAGAGGAAGACGAUUGACACCGCUUUGAUGCAUCAAAUAUUCGGUUUUGUAUCUACGGGAGCUGAGGCACCUACGAAUGGUUUAAUUGUAGCUAGUAUUCAGACCUCGGAUAGGUUCUCCCCGUCUUUUGGUAUGUUAGUGGCGGCUUUGACACGUCAUUUCAAGAGUCCAAUGAGGGAAGAAGAUGUCGUGGAAGCCCAGCGACUUGUAAUUAAAUAUUUUUGCGCGGAAAGAAACGGGAGCACAGAGGCGGAGGAUACCGAUUUAAGGGGAAUGGUGAAGGAAAUAGUAGCCAGGAUGGAAUUUCUGAUGGAAGCAUUGGGUGGUGAAGUUGCUACCUUGAGACUUGAUCUGCAGCAAGUACAAGAUGAAGUUGCAACAUACAAAGAAUGGAUUGGAAAGUCCAUUCCCGAGUUACACAGCUGGCAAACUAAAGCAACUGAGUCGACAUGUUUGUCUCAAAGUGAGCAGAUAAGAAGAUUACAGAAGCAGCUUGCUGUCUCGAAGGAGUUGAAAGGGAACAUCCGUGUCUUUUGUAGAGUGAGGCCCUUUUUGUCCGAUGAUGGAGUCGGAAACAAUGCUAAAGUUGUCUCAUUUCCAACGUCACCGGAACAUUGGGACGAAGCAUUGAUUUGGCACACAACGGGCAAAAGCUUUCUUUCACUUUCGAUAAAGUGUUCAUGCCCGAUGCUUCUCAGGAAGAUGUUUUUGUGGAGAUCUCAUAGCUUGUUCAGAGUGCACUUGAUGGCUAUAAGGGGGUUACAUGGUUACAUGGUUCGUCAAGCCCAAGGAUGGAAGUAUGAUAUGCGGAUUUCAAUGCUUGAGAUAUAUAAUGAAACGAUUCGUGACUUAUUAGCACCAAAUAGAACAUGCUCUGAUGCCUCACGAGCAGAAAAUGCUGGAAAGCAAUAUGCAAUCAAGCACGAUGCCAAUGGAAACACUCAGGUUUUUGAUCUAACUGUUGUGGAUGUUCAAAGUAGCAAGGAGGUUUCUUAUCUCUUGGAAAGAGCAGCACAGAGCAGGUCUGUAGGCAAGACUCAAAUGAACGAACAGUCUUCAAGGAGUCACUUUGUCUUCACAUUGCGAAUAAUGGGUUUUAACGAGAACACCGACCAACAAGUGUGUGUCCUUAACCUGAUUGACCUUGCUGGUAGUGAGCGUUUGUCGAAGAGCGGAUCUACAGGGAAUCAACUGAAAGAAACUCAGGCCAUCAAUAAGAGUUUAUCAUCAUUAAGCGACGUUAUAUUUGCUUUGGCCAAGAAGGAAGAACAUGUGCCUUACAGAAACUCCAAGCUAACCUAUCUUCUCCAGCCUUGCUUAGGUGGAGACUCAAAGACUUUGAUGUUCGUUAAUGUUUCUCCGGAUCAUUCAUUAGAGGGUGAAUCACUUUGUUCACUUCGGUUUGCAGCUCGUGUGAAUGCUUGUGAAAUUGGGGUCCCAAGACGCCAAACGAACCUACGAUCAUAA
Molecule: messenger RNA, 1713 nt
Organism: Striga hermonthica
Lineage: Eukaryota; Viridiplantae; Streptophyta; Magnoliopsida; Lamiales; Orobanchaceae
Source: the annotation of a GenBank genome assembly